Messenger RNA from Vanderwaltozyma polyspora DSM 70294, 447 nucleotides. RefSeq names its product Erg28p (gene ERG28). Bases 1 to 447 code for a protein of 148 amino acids. Gene Ontology annotation, cellular component: endoplasmic reticulum; membrane. The transcript has a single exon. Lineage: Eukaryota; Fungi; Ascomycota; Saccharomycetes; Saccharomycetales; Saccharomycetaceae. Gene Ontology annotation, molecular function: protein-macromolecule adaptor activity. The record is from RefSeq and is a predicted model, not a curated record.
AUGUUGUCAUUCAGCGAAGUUAUUUCAUUUACCCAACAACGUUUAACAAGUCUACCUCCAGGUUAUUUGCCAAAAUGGUUACUAUUUAUUUCUGUUGUUUCAGUUUUCAAUUCUAUUCAAACUUAUAUCUCAGGUUUAGAAUUAACUCGUAGAGUUUAUGAAAGAAAACCACAACAAACUACUGAAUUGAGUGCUAGAACUUUUGGUACCUGGACCUUUGUUUCUUCCGUUAUUAGAUUAUAUGGUGCUUUAUAUUUAAACGAAGAACAUGUUUUCCAAUUGACUUUUAUCUCUUAUAUCAUUGCUUUAGCUCAUUUUGGUUCUGAAUGGAUGAUUUUUGGUACCUGUAAAUUUGGUAAAGGUUUAUUGGGUCCAUUAGUUGUUGCUUCAACCUCUUUGACCUGGAUGUACAACCAGAAAGAAUAUUACACUGGUUCAGCAUGGUAA